AAUAAGCAAAUGUUUUCUGAGGCUAAAGCUUUUAGUAAAUUUAAAACUCAAACCUUUCAGUGUAAUAUUCUCGUAAGCGCAUCUGCAUAUACAAAGUUAAUGCUUCACACUGCAAGAUACGAAGUUGAUGCUUUUUCACAAUAUGUCUUUGCUAACCCAUUU
This is a messenger RNA of Racocetra persica, 162 nucleotides long. NCBI's taxonomy places the organism in Eukaryota, Fungi, Glomeromycota, Glomeromycetes, Diversisporales, Gigasporaceae. The record is from the annotation of a GenBank genome assembly.